CUCCUCGCGCCUGCCUGCCGCAUAGCAACCCUGAAGCUCCGGCAGCAGCGGCGGCCCACCUGACUUCCUCCCCCUCCUCCCCGCUAUUCCGAGGGGCGUCGAGGGGGGAGGUGGGGGCGGGGAGGAUUCAAACUUGGAAGAACGUUGGCUGCGCCCCUCGGCUUAGGGGAGGGCAGGCGCGGGAGAAUCAAUGAGGGCAAGAGAGGGGCGCUGCCAGAUAGUGUGCCGUUAACUCCGCCAGCGGGGAGGAGGAGCCCGCGCGACCCUUCCUGCCAGAUAGUGAGGUGGCUACGCCCCGCCCCUCCUCUUUCGUCACUCCGGCCAGGCCCGCCCCGCCUUCCUCCGCCGUAGGAGGUGCUGCUGCUCCUGCGAGCCAUCCAGAGCAGCCGAGGCGGCAAGAGGGAAACACAAAGGCGCGGGCGCUGCUGAGAACCCAGUUCAGCUACUGGUUGAUUGUGUGACUGCAGAAAUGGAUAAAAGCCCCCCAUCCAAACAAUGACUAUCAGUGCACGUCAGAAGGGAGAGAGAACUGUGAAAAUAACAUCCAGUUCAGUUCUAGGGGCCUCAUUUAAGGUGAAGAGAAUAAUCCAGAUUGAAGCAUGAGUGCCGAGACCAGCCAGGGGGUCAUCACAACCCCUCCACCCCCCAGCAUGCCUCACAAAGAGAGAUAUUUUGACCGCAUCAAUGAAAAUGACCCUGACUACAUCCGCGAAAGAAACAUGUCUCCUGACCUCAGGCAAGACUUCAACAUGAUGGAACAAAGGAAAAGAGUCACCCAGAUACUGCAGAGUCCUGCUUUUCGGGAAGACCUGGAAUCACUAAUUCAAGAGCAAAUGAAGAAAGGCAAUAACCCAACUGGAUUGCUUGCCUUACAGCAGAUUGCUGACUACAUUAUGGCAAGCUCUUUUGCAGGAUUUUCUUCAUCUCCUCUAAGCUCUGGAUUGGUUACACCUAUCAAUGACCUUCCUGGGAUAGAUACCACUACAUAUGUAAAGGGUGAAAAACUUACUCGUUGUAAAUUAGCCAGUUUGUAUAGGCUGACAGAUCUGUUUGGAUGGGCACACCUGGCCAAUUCAUAUAUCACAGUAAGAGUAAGCAAAGAACAUGAUCAUAUUCUUAUCAUUCCAAGAGGCCUAUCGUUUUCUGAAGCUUCUGCCUCCAAUUUGGUAAAAGUAAAUAUACUGGGAGACGUGGUUGACCAGGGAAGCACCAAUCUAAGCAUUGACAGUUCAGGCUUCAGCCCUCAUGCAGCCAUCUACUCCAUGCGCCCUGAUGUUCGAUGUGUGAUCCACAUACACACUCCAGCAACAGCAGCUGUUUCUUCCAUGAAGUGUGGUAUACUUCCUAUCUCUCAGGAGGCUCUCAUUCUAGGAGAUAUUGCAUACUACAAUUAUCAAGGAUCUCUGGAUGAAGCAGAAGAAAGACUUCAACUCCAGAAAGUUCUUGGGCCAAGCUGUAAGGUGCUGGUCUUGAGGAACCAUGGAGUAGUAGCGCUUGGAGAGACAUUAGAGGAAGCUUUCCACUACAUCUAUAAUGUGCAAAUAGCUUGUGAAACACAGGUACAUGCACUGGCUGCAGGCGGCGUAGACAAUCUUCUUAUCCUAGACUUGCAGAAGUAUAAACCUUUCACACACAAUCUGGUAGCAUCUGGAGGAGGAGGAGUUAAUAUGGCCUCUCAGUUCAAGUGGAAAGUUGGCGAACAGGAGUUUGAAGCACUGAUGAGAAUGCUGGACAACCUGGGUUACAGAACAGGCUAUGCUUAUCGACAGCCUCUUGUGAGGGAGAAGCCCAGGCACAAGAGUGAUGUUGAGAUCCCAGCCACCGUGACUGCCUUUUCCUUUGAUGACGAUUCAGUUCCAAUUUCCCCUCUCAAAUUCCUAGCACAAAAGCAGCAGCGGGAGAAGACAAGAUGGUUGAAUUCUCCAAAUACAUAUUUGAAAGUAGAUGUUCCUGAAGAAUCCCGGAAUGGAGAAACAAGUCCCCGAACUAAAAUCACAUGGAUAAAAGCUGAAGAUUCAUCUAAGCUUAGUGGAGGAACUCCAAUCAAAAUUGAAGAUCCAAACCAGUUUGUUCCGAUGAAUACAAAUCCAAGUGAUGUACUGGAAAAGAGGAAUAAGAUUCGGGAGCAAAAUCGGUAUGACUUAAAAACUGCAGGUCCACAGUCUCAGUUGCUUGCUGGAAUUGUAGUGGAUAAAAAGCCCAGUGCUCCAAUGCAGUUUGAAGAAGACGAGCAUGCCCCACCAGCCCCUCCCAACCCAUUCAGUCAUCUCACUGAAAAGGAACUGGAAGAGUACAAGCGGACAAUCGAACGCAAGCAACAAGGAGUAGAUGAUGCUGAUCAGGAAUUAUUCUCAGAUGACGGGUCAUCUGUUUCACAAAUUAAUUCUCAAACUCAGUCCCCACAAAAUGUCCCUGAAAAAGUAGAAGAAAAUGAUGAUUACCAACAGGAUGCUAACCUCGUCUCUCUGGAGAUGCCGGCUGUUGUAAUGAAUGGCAAAGAAGAUUCACAUGAUGUGGACGAGGAUCUUGCACACAGAGUCAGCCAGUUAACCACUAGUACUGUAGAGAAUGUGGAGAUCACCAUUAAGGCCUCUGAAAAAAUUGAGGAGACCCUUUCCCCUGAGGGCUCUCCUUCGAAAUCACCAUCAAAGAAGAAGAAGAAGUUCCGUACUCCAUCUUUCCUAAAAAAGAACAAAAAGAAGGAGAAGGUGGAAGCCUGAGUGCAGUUCAUUCCAAGGCUACAUUGCACAUUUCAAACCCAUGUUUUAGUUCACGUUUUAGUCACGUUAGGUAGGGUUGUGCAGAAAAAUGGGCCUUAACCUAAAAGCAGAACUGGAAAAUAAAAUUAAAUAGAAACAAUGUUAUGUUAAUGAAGCAAAGAAUUCAUCUCUUAAUUAGUUGGUGUAGGAAUUACUAUGAGGGUUUGAAAUACUUAAUAGGUCCACCACAAACUAACACUGGCAGGUGUUCCAAUAUAGCACUAUUGUAAUUUCAAAUACCCUUAUGGCUACACAUGGAGAGUUUUCUCAAUUAGUAGACCUUCACCACAGUGUCACUAAGGUAGCUGUUGAGUUAUCAGAUAAUGUUGGUUUUUUUAAUCUACUGCCUCACUCUGUAAUUGGAUGAUACUUCUUAGUAUUGUGAUUUUGACCAUAGCAGUUGUUUUACCCCUGCCUCACAGGGUGCUGUUCACCUCACCUUUUCAACCAUAGGUCACUGGCACAUAAUAUUAAGAGGGGGAAACUGUAAAAGGAAUUGCAUUUGGAAUUUUACAGACUCUGUAAAAAUUGCAUUCAUCGAUAAUAACUUUUGCCAAAUACUUCAUUUUAGUAAGAUAUAAUUUUUGAAAACUUUUUUUAUUCUAUCAGUUGGGGGGGCAGGGAGAAAGCCCUUAUUUUUCAAUAAAGGGGAUUUUAUACGCUUAACAUUGAUAACUUAGUUUAACUAUGGCAAAACAGAAAAAGAAUUUUAUACGUUGAAAUUUUUGUAUACCACUCAGUAUAAAGUAUUAUAGGCAUGUAAACCAAGCAUUUAACAAUAGAAUGUAUUUAAGGAUGCUUGGUGUAGAGUAUACUUAAAUAUAAUUCAGGAAUCCAGAACCUCUGAUUAUUGGGUGUUGAAAGCGUAUAAACUUAACUGGAUUCAGGUUUAAAUCUUACUGUAUUUUUUUCCUCAUGGUAUUGCUGUUGAAUGAAGAAAAAUAAACUUGUUAACAUAUGGCCUAUCCAGGAGAUCAGUUCCAAGUAUGUCCCUUAGCCAUUCUGUGUUACUUCUGCAGCAUGUCCAACUAAAUUCUCAGGGCAAAGUCUUGAGGACUUACUUGUUGGUCAAGAUAAAGCCACAAGGGGUUUCUUUCCCUCUUUGCCUUGAGACACUCAGUUGCAAGUCCUCUUUGAGCUUCCUCUUUGCAGAUAUAGAGUGCUGGUACCAUGCUGACAGAAUGUCAAGGCCAUCGGGUGAAGAGUGUAAAACUCAUGCAGCUACAUUCUGGCAGCACUCCAGUGGCAAAGAUUGCUCGUUCGAGUGAACAUUGCCAUCCAGGUGCAGGAAAAUGCAAAAUGCCCAUGGCAAAAGUGCUUCCACAAGGGAUGGAGUCUAGAUUUCAUGCAACAGCUUAGAAGCAACUGCAUCUACGUUGCACUAUCAACUGAUCCUCUGGAAAAGCCCACAACCAAAUGAAGGAGACAAAACCGAAAAAGGGAAAGUGAAAUGGGAAGAAUAAGGGGUUGGAGGUAAAGAGAAUAGUAGCUUGUGGAUUAUUUUUCAUAAAAUAUAUGGUAUGGAUUUGGGGGUAUUUUUUAUUAAAUUAAUGGAACAGCCGUUUCAUAUAAAAUGUAUAGGCUUUCAUAUGGAGUGCCACACGUUCUCCCCUUGCUAUCAUUGAUUUUAAUGGGAUAAUUUUAAUCUGAGUUUUGCCUUCUCAAGGAAUCUUAGAUCCAAUUAGUCAAGCGCUAUAGGCGCUGAUCCUGCCACUUGCUCCUUUUUGCUGGUAGCUUUAUUUUGCUUUGAAACUUAAGAAAGAAAAAUUCAAACCUGUAAAUACACGCUAAACAUGGAAAUUUGCCUAGGGCCUUUAAACUAGCCUUUGUUCAUCAGUAGCCACAAGAGCAAAUACACCUCAAAUAUCAAUGUGACUCCCAGAUUGCCAGUUGAAAUAUAUACCGUAUAUAGAUUGUUAAAAUAUGGCUGGGUUGUGGUUUGGCAUGAAAAAAAAUUGACUAUAGCAUGUUGCAGGGCUGGUUAGCUUUGACUGUGUAAGUGUGAAAAUGCAGCGCUGGAGUGACUCUGGAAACGAUAUUCUAGAUAUCUCAAAAUACUGGAAUCAGUGUGUUCUUUUAAAAAAAAAUAGUGGAAAUCUAUAAGUUGCUUAACUUUGUUUAUGUUCUACAUUUUUGUGUUGUAUUACAACAUAUGUAGAAACAGUAACCUGUGAACUAUGCUUUUCAUAACUUUUAAAAAAUAUAUCUAAAUGAAUGCAAUGUGCAUAAAUAUUUUUUAAAAAAUGCAACCGUGAACUAUUUGCACCUUUUUUUUUGCUAAUGCCUCUAUUUACUUGCUUUGGCAUAAAGAAUGAGCCAGCCAACUCUGUGUCCUGUGGAAAAAAAAUAUAUAAAUGUUGUUGGAAAUUGCUCAUAGAUGUAAUGCUAAUUAAUGUUAAAUCACAAAUAAACAGUAUUUUAAAUAGA
Podarcis raffonei (Aeolian wall lizard) is the source of this 5186-nucleotide messenger RNA. RefSeq names its product adducin 3 (gene ADD3). The transcript is spliced from 18 exons. The record is from RefSeq and is a predicted model, not a curated record. Bases 600 to 2720 code for a protein of 706 amino acids. Gene Ontology annotation, molecular function: actin filament binding. Gene Ontology annotation, cellular component: cytoskeleton; plasma membrane; postsynaptic density. Lineage: Eukaryota; Metazoa; Chordata; Lepidosauria; Squamata; Lacertidae. Gene Ontology annotation, biological process: barbed-end actin filament capping.